Molecule: messenger RNA, 582 nt
Organism: Onthophagus taurus
Lineage: Eukaryota; Metazoa; Arthropoda; Insecta; Coleoptera; Scarabaeidae
Source: RefSeq, a predicted model, not a curated record
AUGAAGGCGGUAACAGUACAAGUAAACAACAAGAGAAAUGCAGAAAGGUUAACGAAGGAAGGCAAAAUCAGAGUGGGAUUGGCGAUUUGUCGAGUAGAAAGAAGAGAAGAAAUAAGGAAGUGUAUUUUGUGUUGGUCCCCGUUACACAUAGCAAAACAUUGUGACAACCCAAACAGAAAAGGUUGCUGUUAUAAUUGUGGAGAGGAAGGGCACCAGACAAAACAAUGUCCAAACAAAGAGAGAUGCCCCGAUUGUGAAAAAGAGGGACACAGAGCCGGCACAGGAAAGUGUCCGAUUUACAGAAGGUUGUUACAGAGAGCAAGAAACGUUAGAGAGGCCAGAGGAAAGGAGAAAAAGAUCGAAAAUGAACGAAGGAAGGGUGAAAUUAUGAAUGACUAUGGAGAAGGAGAAGAAGGGAAAGAAAUUCAGGAUGGUGGACACGCGGAAGUUAUUGGUGAUAAAAAAAGGAAGAAACCAGGAAGUGAAGGUGGGGAGCACAGCAAGACAGAGUCGUCUUCGGAUAAGGAAGACGGGAAUAGGGAAGAAUGGAAAAUGCAGAGAAUGAGGGUAAAGAAGAAAUGA